Molecule: messenger RNA, 2846 nt
Organism: Cercospora beticola
Lineage: Eukaryota; Fungi; Ascomycota; Dothideomycetes; Mycosphaerellales; Mycosphaerellaceae
Gene: MSH2
Product: mismatch repair ATPase MSH2
Biological process (GO): mitotic recombination; mismatch repair
Cellular component (GO): nucleus; MutSalpha complex
Molecular function (GO): ATP-dependent DNA damage sensor activity; mismatched DNA binding; ATP binding
Source: RefSeq, a predicted model, not a curated record
GUCUUUCAUCACAACAACUAAUACCUUCGCUGAAAUCUUCAAAGACAAGGACAUAAUACUCCACAAUGGGUUCAAGACCGGAACUGAAGGUCGACGACGAGGCUGGCUUCGUGAAGACCUUCCACCAACUAGAGACGAGCAAACCCACAGACACCAUUCGGAUAUUCGAUCGUGGGGAUUUUCUGUCAGCUCAUGGCGAUGAUGCAGAGUUCAUCGCCCGAGUUCAGUACAAGACCACAUCGGUGCUCAAGACAUUGGGCAGAAAUCCGGGUCUUCCUUCAGUCACCAUGACAGUAACAGUUUUCCGCACAUUCAUCCGAGAAGCCAUCUUCCGCUUAGGAAGACGAAUAGAAGUGCUGGAGACAUCUGGAAGGAACCAAUGGAAGGUGACGAAGCAGGCAUCGCCUGGUAAUCUGCAAGAUAUCGAAGACGACCUCGGUGGCCACGUCGAAUCUGCACCGAUCAUCUUGUCAGUCAAAGUUUCAGCGAAGGCCAAUGAGGGACGCAAUGUGGGCGUGUGUUUCGCUGAUGCCAGUGUCCGCGAGCUUGGUGUCAGCGAAUUCGUGGACAACGAUAUCUACUCAAAUUUUGAAUCCUUGAUCAUCCAACUCGGCGUGAAAGAGUGCCUAAUCCAGACUGACAUCACCAAGAAGGAUGCCGAAAUACAAAAGCUGCGAAUCAUCGCUGACAACUGCAAUUGUGCGGUGUCAGAGCGGCCAGCCGGUGACUUUGGAAAGCAAGACAUCGAGCAAGACCUCACGCGACUGCUCCGGGACGAGAAGGCUACCGGGACUCUGCCACAAACAGAUCUCAAGCUUGCAAUGGGAUCAGCGGCUGCACUGAUCAAGUAUCUCGGGAUCAUGUCAGAUCCGAGCAAUUUUGGGCAAUAUCAGUUGUACCAGCACGAUCUCAGCCAGUAUAUGAAGCUCGAUUCCUCAGCACUCAAAGCUCUGAACUUGAUGCCCGGACCGAAGGACGGCUCUAAGACAAUGAAUCUGUAUGGAUUGCUCAAUCACUGCAAGACGCCUGUUGGCAGCCGACUGCUCGCACAAUGGCUCAAACAGCCUCUGAUGAGCCUCGAGGAGAUCGAGAAGAGACAGCAGCUGGUGGAGGCAUUCGUGAACAACACUGAGCUACGACAGACGCUGCAAGAAGAGCAUCUCCGAUCAAUACCGGACCUGUACCGGUUAGCGAAGAAAUUCCAGCGCAAGAAAGCAAAUCUCGAAGACGUUGUUCGAGCUUACCAGGUGGCUAUCCGCUUGCCUGAUUUCAUCGGCACUUUCGAGGGCGUCAUGGAUGAGGCAUACAAAGAUGCUCUGGACGCAGUCUACACCAACAAGCUGCGAGAGUAUUCAGACAGCUUUGUGAAAUUGCAGGAGAUGGUCGAAACCACAGUGGACCUGGAAGCGCUCGACAACCACGAAUUCAUCAUCAAGCCUGAAUUUGAUGAUACUCUCCGUGUCAUCCGCAAAAAGCUGGACAAGCUUCGCUAUGACAUUGAUCGAGAGCACCAGCGUGUCGGCGAUGACUUGGGGAUGGAUACUGAGAAGAAGCUUCUCCUCGAGAACCAUAGAGUUCACGGCUGGUGUCUGCGAUUGACAAGAACAGAGGCCAGCGUCAUCCGAGGGAAGAAGCAGUAUCCUGAGAUUGCCACGCAAAAGAACGGAACCUAUUUCACGACACCAAAGCUCACGGAGAUGAGACGCGAGUUCGAUCAGCUGUCCGACAAUUACAACAGAACACAAAGCGGACUGGUUCACGAGGUGGUCAAUGUUGCAGCAUCAUAUUGUCCAGUCAUUGAACAACUCGCUGGUGUCCUCGCUCACCUCGACGUGAUCGUAAGCUUUGCUCAUGUUUCAGUUCACGCGCCGACCGCGUACGUGCGGCCCAAGAUGCAUCCUCGAGGCACCGGCAGCACAAUUCUGAAGGAGGCCCGGCAUCCUUGCAUGGAAAUGCAAGACGACAUUCAAUUCAUCACAAACGACGUCUCGCUCACACGCGAGAGCUCCGAAUUUUUGAUCAUCACUGGUCCCAACAUGGGCGGCAAGUCGACGUAUAUUCGGCAGAUCGGUGUCAUUGCCUUGAUGGCACAGAUCGGCUGCUUCGUUCCAUGCUCAGAAGCAGAGCUGACGCUCUUCGAUUGUAUUCUAGCACGAGUCGGAGCAAGCGACAGUCAGCUGAAAGGUGUCAGUACAUUCAUGGCCGAAAUGCUGGAAACUUCCAAUAUCCUCAAAACAGCCACCAAGGAAUCACUCGUCAUCAUUGACGAACUUGGUCGAGGCACGAGUACAUACGACGGUUUCGGCCUCGCGUGGGCUAUCAGCGAACACAUUAUCAAAGAAAUUGGUGCUUUCAGCAUGUUCGCUACCCACUUCCACGAGCUCACAGCACUGGUCGAUACCUAUCCGCAAGUCCAAAACCUCCACGUCGUUGCCCACAUUGGCGACGGCUCAGAGGAUGUGAGCAUGAACGGUGAUGCAGCUAACAGCCGACGCCGUGAAGUCACUCUGCUGUACAAAGUCGUUCCCGGCAUCUCCGAUCAGUCUUUCGGUAUACACGUCGCCGAGCUCGUCCGCUUUCCGCAAAAGGUCGUGAAUAUGGCGAAGCGGAAAGCUGACGAGUUGGAAGACUUUUCGGGCAAGAACGAGCAGCUCAAUGUACAGGCGAGCAAGGAGGAGGUGGAAGAGGGAAGUAAGCUGCUGAAAGAACUUUUGAAGCAGUGGAAAGAGCAAGUCGAAGCUGAGGGGCUAGGCAAGGAGCAGCAAGUGCAGAGAAUGAAAGAUCUUGUGCAAGGGAACGAACAGUUGCUGGCGAAUCCGUUCUUUCAGAGCGUGAAGGCACUGUGA